This is a messenger RNA of Cyanistes caeruleus (blue tit), 2876 nucleotides long. The record is from RefSeq and is a predicted model, not a curated record. NCBI's taxonomy places the organism in Eukaryota, Metazoa, Chordata, Aves, Passeriformes, Paridae.
CUGUGUGACGGCGUUCCAACCUGGAUUUCCUGCCCGGCUCUGGCGGCCACGGAUGGCCGGCAUAGCCCGAGAGGUGAGGACACGACGUGUUCGAAGUGAGAGAGUCCAGCCAGGGACUGCAGCCAGAGAGAAAGGCGGGAGCUCGGUGUUCCUGAUUUACAGCUUCGCUGCAUCAAAGGAGGGAAACACAUUGAAGAGCUCAAAGCUUCUCGUAGGAACAGAGUUCUGCCAGCAGCUGCUGUGGCAGAGGAUUGGAUGCUUCCAUCAGGAGAAACCUAAACUCUUGGAAGUGCUUUUCCAGUUGCAAAGAAGGCAUUUGACUGUGGUGCCCAUCCCUGUUUUAUAGCAUGAGAAGAUGACAUGGGAGAUAGAUGUUUCUGAGAUAAGUCAGUGAGUUAAAAGUCAAAGUUCAGUUUUUAAGUUCUGUAAGACAGCAGUUAUUUCCGUCGAGAGUGAAGAGAAAUCUUUUCUUUAAAGCUUUUUCUCUUGGAUUUUAUUACUGGAAAACUCUCUAAUGACAACUUUGCUUAGGAGCUGAGUGUUGUGACCUGCCCUACUUCUCCCUGCUCGGUGUGGGAACGACCUGAAGAACGUCUUGGAGCCACCUGUACUGCUUCAUGCAGUUAAAUGUUCUGAGGUCAUGAAACUUAAUCCACAGCAAGCUCCAUUGUAUGGUGACUCUGUUAUUACAGUACAGCUGACCGAGGAAGAUAAAGUUGAAGAUGAUGUAGUUUUUUACUUGGUCUUCACUGGAUCAACUGUCCAACACUGCACAAGCACGAGAAAGAUUAAUCCUGGGAGUCUGGAGACAAUUUCUCCUGGCCAUGACUGCUGUGAGACAGUGAAGGUGGCACUUUGUGCCUCUAGAGAAGGUCACCCCGUUCUGGUUGUGGCAGAAGAGAGUUUCCAGUUUGUCCAGGACGAAGCCUACGAUGCCGCCCAGUUUCUGGCCAGCUGUGCUGGCAACCAGCAGGCGCUGAAUUUCACACGCUUCUUGGACCGGUCACGGCCACCUGCUGCAGACGUGGACUUCUUGGAUGAGAAGGUGGCCUUGGCAUUUCGACACCUGAAGCUGCCUGCAGAAUGGAACGUGCUGGGAGCGGACCAGUCCCUGAGCGAGAACAUCCCUCGGGAGACUCUGAUGCAUUUUGCGGUGAGGCUGGGUCUGCUGCGGCUGACGUGGUUUCUGCUCCAGCAGCCGGGGGGAAGAGGAGCUCUCAGCAUCCACAACAACGAAGGGGCAACGCCUGUGAGCUUGGCCUUGGAGAGGGGCUACCAGAAGCUGCACCAACUUCUGACAGAGUCAACAGUGAAAACUCAAUUAUCUCACAGCCUAUAUUGUAAAAAUGGGAUGUGCAAAUUCAUCCUGUAACUGCAGCAAGGUUCUCCAAGGUGAGACUAACCACAUUAACAGGCUUUACAUACUGUCAGGAAGCUUAAGCUGGCCAAAACUUGAUUAUAGAGCUCACAGCAAAUACAGCAACCCAAAUGCGAGUAGAGCUGGUAAUUUAAAUAAAAAUGGGAAGUAAGCAAAACUAUUACAACAGCUAUUAAUGUAUUUGGUGAAAUAUUUCACAACUGGCUCCAGUUUUGGAAUGGCAGUUCUCACUUAGUGGAAUGAGAAGAGGAAUUGAGAUUCCUGUGCCAUUGGCUUUAAGGAAUGCUGCUGGCCCAAUCCAUGGCAUUUCUCUGAUGACCUUUGCAGUUUGUCUUUGAAAAUAAGACAAGCAGUUGCAGAAAUGUUACCAUCAAGGUCCCAAUUCCUGUUCUUCUUGGUAUGUCCUUAAACUGUUGGUUGUGAUUUGUUUUCCUCUUGGACUGCUGGGUAGAAAUAAAAUAUAUAAACAUCUGACAGCCAUGCCACAUGACUGAAAACUCUUCUAUUCCUGUGAAGCCCUACAAACAGAAGUCCAUGGGUGCUGGAAAUCCUGGUUCCCUUUCUCAGUGGGUGGAAUGGUGGUGGAGCAUUGGGAUUGACUGGAGCAGUGACAUGGGGAUGGCCACAGCCCUUCCCCACAGGAGGGUGAUGGUGACAAAAUGGGCACAUCCUGAUUCCCCAGCAGUGAUUUUUUUUAUUGUGCUGAGCAUUUUCUGCAAUAAGAUGGGAUUGAGCCUUGAAAAUCCCUGUUGGGAGGAGAAAUACUGAGCUGCAAAACACAGAAAACACAAAGGACACUGUACAACCUCCUUUCUGCACUCUGCUAUGCUCAUGCUGUAUAAUCCAUGCACACAAAUUUGGCACACAGCUCGUCCCACUCAGCAAAACACAGAGCAGCAACGCAUGUUAGUGAGGGCCCCUACAAAGGAGUCAUUAUUUUUACAAGUAAUUAAACUGCACUCUGCCAACUAAAUGAAUGCAGUGUAUUUUGUGAUGCAUUAUCCUUGGGGGGAAUUUAUUGUUCUCUUGCUUGCUAAUUUGCAGGACCAUGCUUUCUACAAUGAUUCUCCCAGCCAGCAUUGGGAAGGGGUGAAAUUUUGCCAUAAUUAGGAUACAAUUAUUAAAGAGCAGACAUAAAACCUUCUCCAUUGUUGUAGUUUUGCCUUGGUUUGUCUGCAAAGUAGCUUGAUUCAACUGCAGUGUAAAUAUUUUUCUCAAAACCUAAUUUCACUAGUGACAUUUUGAAUUUCUGUUUAUCUGAUGAACUUUCCCUUCUCAGCUUUUGCAGUACUUCAUGUAAGAAAAAUAAAAGAUGCUUCCUAUGUAAGUUUUCCAUCCCUGGAAGUAUUCUGUUCUUGGGUGUGCACUGGCUUUUCAUCCUCAGACAGGAAAGGUGCAUGGACUGGUUCUUCUGAGACCUGAGCGAGGAGCUGUCACAGAGCCCGUACACAUGGGAUUGAAAGUCAACAGCAGCAUCCAUUAAUAAAUAUUCAUAUAA